GCGGAAGUAACUCGGAACUGUCAAGUGUCCGCUUUUCAGCCGAAUUUGUCCAGGAAGUAAUAAAAAUCCUGGUUGAAGAAAGCUUAACGAUGCCCGAGCAAGAUUUUUUUUUCUUUAUUUUUGCCUGUUCGGUCGGAGACGCGAGAUACCACUUCCAAUUCCCGAGGAACUGGAUGAAUGGAAGAAAGCCAGAAAUGGGUCCGAGCCGCUCCGGGACAGUCCAGGCCGCAUCCGGAGACGAGAGACAGCAGCAGCCAGACUGACAGCAAGGGGCAAGGUCAUGGGCCCCGGUUGUCCAAGGUAAACUUGUUUACCUUGCUGAGUUUGUGGAUGGAGCUGUUUCCUCAGGACCAGUGUGAAGAGGAUGAAAACGAUCAGGUCCGUGGGACGGGUCUGGUGGUGGUGCGAGACAGGAGGGUGGUGGGACUCCAUUGUUCGGGGGCUGACCUCCACGCAGGGCAGGCGGCCAUCAUCCAACACGGUGCCCGGCUCGCCGACUGUCAGCUGUACUUCUCUCGCAGGCCCUGCGCCACUUGUCUCAAGAUGAUCAUCAAUGCUGGAGUCAGCCAGAUCUCCUUCUGGCCCGGAGACCCCGAAGUCAGCGUGUUGGCGGCGUCCUCCUCCAGAGACCGCCCGCACUCCUCCGCCGUCACGGAGGAAGCGGCGCUGGACGCCGUGGCCGCAGAGAGGCUCAAGGCCAACAGCCGUCCGCACAUCGGCGUGCUGCUGCAGCCGCUGGCGCCCGGCCUGCUGCAGUUUGUGAACGAGUCGUCCAGAGACUGCGACUUCAUCGAGAAAAUGGCCGACGACGACCCGGGCCUGAACGCGGAGGACGUCUUCAACAGGGAGCGCAGGAGACACGCGGAGGAUUUCUCCAGACGCUUCCUGGUCGCCACCUGCCGGCAGCACCAGGAGAUCCUGACCCACAUGGGCCUGGAGAACUUCUGCGCGGAGCCGUACUUCACCAGCCUGAGGCACAACAUGAGGGAGCUGGUGGAGGUCCUGGCCGCCGUGGCCGCCCAGGUUCCUCAGCAGGACUACGGCUUCCACAGAGAGCAGCCGGCGGCUCCGCAUCCUCCCCGCCACGAGGAAGUGGCGCAAGACGUCGUUCGCCACUGCAUCAUCCAGGCGUGCCUGCUGGCCUACAGGACAGAGGAUCCUAAAGUGGGUGUCGGCACGGUGAUCUGGGCUAAAGGCCAGUCGCCGGGCUGCAGCGGGACGGGCCGCCUGGACCUGGUCGGCUGCGGGUACAACGCGUACCCGGCCGGCUCGCACUACGCCGAGUACCCCCAGAUGGACGCCAGACAGGAGGACAGGCAGCGGCGGAAAUACCGAUACAUCAUCCACGCAGAGCAGAACGCCCUCACUUUCAGGACGCGGGACGUCAAACCCGGAGAGCCCACCAUGCUGUUCGUGACCAAGUGUCCAUGCGACGAGUGCGUCCCACUGAUCAGAGGAGCCGGCGUCACCCACAUCUUCACCUCCGACCAGGACCGGGACAAAGACAAGGGAGACAUCUCCUACCGCAGAUUCAGCGGCCUGAAGAACAUCAGCAAGUUCGUAUGGCAGCGGACCCCCCGGCCUCACCUCACCAACGGCUCUGUGGGGAAGCACGGCAGGCAGAGCGAGCACGAGAGCCACGGCAGCAAGAAGCUGUGCACGCACAGGUCGACCGUCAGCUGAGCACACGGACUCACGCACACACACACACACACACACAUCCACAUGAAAGCAAAUAUACAAACACUUUGUGCUCAUGUUCUGCAGAUUUGAACUGCAUCAGCAUUUCAAAUCUGGGCCACAUUCAGUAUAAUUAAACAAACAAACCAAAAAAAAAAAAAAACCAGGUGCAUCAGAGAGAAA
This is a messenger RNA of Salarias fasciatus (jewelled blenny), 1863 nucleotides long. RefSeq names its product cytidine and dCMP deaminase domain containing 1 (gene cdadc1). Bases 178 to 1683 code for a protein of 501 amino acids. Lineage: Eukaryota; Metazoa; Chordata; Actinopteri; Blenniiformes; Blenniidae. The transcript has 12 exons. Gene Ontology annotation, molecular function: dCMP deaminase activity; zinc ion binding. Gene Ontology annotation, cellular component: cytoplasm. The record is from RefSeq and is a predicted model, not a curated record.